AUGUCUGUGCCGAAGUAUCCUGGGUUGUCCGAAGAAGUUGAGGAGAAUUACGAGACUGCAGAAACUAUGGACCCCGAGCUAUACAGGGCGACAACAGACGGUGACAUUCUUGAAUUCGUGAGGGCAAUGGAACAUGUGGCGGUCGAGCAUCACGAUCCACCGGCUACCUGUGUCCAACUUGGGCCUCAAAAGACGACAGUUCUGCAUAUAGCAACGAGCUUUGGGCAUCACGAAAUUGUUAAACUUAUAUGCAAGGAUUUAUCUUUCUUGGUUGCUGACAAGAAUGCGAGAGGAGAUACCGCACUCCACAUUGCAGCAAGAGCUGGAGAUUUACUGAUGGUGCAGCUAUUAAUUCAUUCAGAUUACAAAGAAGGUGGCUUAGGAGAAAAGAAUGAGAAAGGCAAUACGGCUCUACACGAAGCUUUGAGAUGUGGCCACGAGGAAGUGGCUCUAAUUUUAAUCAAGAAGAACCCAAAUAUGCUGUAUUCGCUUAACAAGGAAGGCAAGUCUCUGCUGUAUCUGGCCGCAGAAGCAGGAUUUGUCACCAUUGCCAAGCUCCUAUUAGAGAAUCCUGUGGGUAAUUACAAUGUUGGAGGAAAAACCGAAAACAAGUCACCAGUUUUUGCUGCAAUCCUUGGUAGAAACAUCGAUGUUUUAAAUUUACUGUGGGAAAGGGACCAAUCGUCCUUCCAGCUAAGAAGUGGGAAUGGAAAGAAUCCUCUUCAUGUUGCUGUAUGCACCGAACAUACGGAUGGAGUAAACUUCUUAUUGAACAAACAUCAUUACUUUGCUUACCAGAAAGACAAACGGGGAUUCUUCCCCAUUCAUUCGGCAGCCCAGAAAGGCUUUAUUGACAUAAUCAAAUUGAUUCUUCAUAAUCGCCCAGAUACACGGGAACUACUGGCUACGCGUGGACAAAACAUACUUCAUAUUGCAGCUAGAAGUGGAAAGUACAAAAUUGUGGAAUUUAUGCUCAAAAUGCCAGAGCUGGAGAAGCUUAUUAACGAAAAAGAUGCGGACGGAAAUACACCUUUGCAUUUGGCAACGAUUUACGGGUAUCCCAAGUUGGUGUACACUCUAAUAAGGGAUGAAAGAGUGAUUCUUGAGCUGGUAAACAAUAACCAUCAGACAGCACUUGACAUUGCUGCAGAACAUAUGGAACUAGAAAUGGCAUCGUUUCAGAAGCGGCUAACAUGGAUGGCUUUGAGAGUUAUUCGUGCCCCACAAGCACGUCAAACAAAGAAUUUCAAAAGUGCAAGUUUCAGGGUAGGGAACCAGACAGAAAAAGAAAGUUGGAACGAUAAGAUCAAUGUAUUUCUGCUGGUGGCAACAGUUGUUGUAACGGUGACAUUUACUGCAGGAUUCACCAUUCCCGGUGGCUAUGACAAUACAAAUCCUGACCAGGGCAUUACGACCAUGUUAGAAAAAGUGAAGUUUCAGGUAUUUGUGAUUUGUGACACAUUGGCAAUGUACAGCUCCAUCAGUGUUGCUGUUAUUCUCUUAGGGGCACAGCUGGGAGAUACUAGUUACACGCAUGUUGCCUUAAAAUUGGCUGUUCCACUACUCGGAAUAGCCCUUGCCAUGAUGUCUAUAGCAUUCAUGGCAGGAGUAUACCUUGUAGUGAGCAAACUCAGUUGGCUUGCUAAUGUUGUGUUGUUCAUGGGCACUAACUUUGUCAUUGCACUCACGGUACUCCUUAUUCCACUCUGUUUCAUAGGAUUAUCAAAUUACCGCGUCUACUAUUACAUCUAUUAUUAUCCAUUGCUCCUGGUAUUAUACACAGUUGGUACCUAA
Messenger RNA from Fraxinus pennsylvanica, 1794 nucleotides. The record is from the annotation of a GenBank genome assembly. NCBI's taxonomy places the organism in Eukaryota, Viridiplantae, Streptophyta, Magnoliopsida, Lamiales, Oleaceae.